Messenger RNA from Calliphora vicina (urban bluebottle blowfly), 979 nucleotides. RefSeq names its product FUN14 domain-containing protein 1. Lineage: Eukaryota; Metazoa; Arthropoda; Insecta; Diptera; Calliphoridae. Bases 143 to 673 code for a protein of 176 amino acids. The record is from RefSeq and is a predicted model, not a curated record. The transcript has a single exon. Gene Ontology annotation, cellular component: mitochondrial outer membrane. Gene Ontology annotation, biological process: autophagy of mitochondrion.
AGUUUGCAUAUUAUACCGCAGAAAAAAAAGUACGAAUUGCAUAUUUAUUAGAUCAUCUAAAAAUUAUCUCAAAGGAUAGACAAGAAACAAUUUAUUAAGUUAAAUAAUAUUAACAACAAAUAGUGAAUCACUUGUGUAUAUUAUGAGCGAUUGGGCCAAAUCUCAAAAAAACCAAACCAACAAAAACAUAGAAAAAAUGUCUGAUGACGCAUCUAAAUUUUUGGGAGGCAUUUUGGGCGACAUCAGCUCCCGGUCGGCGUACUCACAAAUACUGAUUGGAGCCUCAACUGGCUGGGCCACCGGCUUUGCUACCAUGAAAGUAGGCAAGUUUGCAGCUUUUGCUAUUGGAGGAGGUAUUAUAUUGAUGGAAAUUGCGCAUCAAGAAGGCUACAUUGAAAUCGAUUGGUCGAAAAUAACACGCAAAUUGGACAAAGUCACCGAUAAAGUCGAAGAAGCUGUUACCGGCCAGGAGAAAACUUGGAUCGACAAGACCGAACGGUUUGUUGACCGUAAAUUGGAUCGUGCUGAAGAUCUAUUGAAAAAUAAAUCGAAAUUAGCCAAGAAAUGGUAUAGUAAACUGAUUGGGGAUGAAAAUGGUCCGAAAAUAAAUGAUUUACACAUUUUCUUAACUGCUUUCGUUGGUGGCAUAGCAUUGGGUAUUGCCACUGCUUAAUUAAAAAUGUAUUUUUACAAAAACUCAGCAUAAAAAGUAAACUCAUAAAUGAAUGUUUUGCCAAGAAUGUGUGUUAGACGAGUCAUUUAAUUUUUCUUUUCGUUUUCUUCAUUAUUACUUCAUUAAUAUUAUAGACAUUUAAUUAUUUGUGAAAUGUACUUUUUUUAAACGAAUCUUUUAUUUAUGUAUUUUCUGUUAAUUUAGUAUUACAAAACCAAAAAAAAAAAAAAACUAACAAAAAAAUGCGUUUAAUCGAACAAAAAAUCACAAUAAAUCGAUGAAAUUAUCUUAUAUUUCAAACGAAAA